AUGCGUUGCGGGAAUAAGAUCGGCGUAGGCAUCCAGUGUCCGCCAAACGCUACGAUUGUCUUCAAACAAGAGGGCAUCCUGGAAGAGAUUCGAGAACACGCCGUCGAACCUCAAGAGCGGAUCAUGCGAUCGUAUCAUGGCGCCAUAGGGCUGACGCAACGAAUCGGCUCGCUCAUCAAAGACGCCUACCGGGUACCAUACCUUCUCGUACAAGUUUCUUGGCAUCUAUCGACGGCUUCGCCCGGAGCGCAGCAUGACAGUCAAAUACAUGUUUGGGAUGGCCGACGGGCCGGCACAGCACGAACGAGAUCGCAGACUUUCGCUGGGUAA
This is a messenger RNA of Letharia columbiana, 330 nucleotides long. RefSeq lists its product as uncharacterized. Bases 1 to 330 code for a protein of 109 amino acids. The transcript has a single exon. The record is from RefSeq and is a predicted model, not a curated record. NCBI's taxonomy places the organism in Eukaryota, Fungi, Ascomycota, Lecanoromycetes, Lecanorales, Parmeliaceae.